This is a messenger RNA of Ilyonectria robusta, 1604 nucleotides long. RefSeq lists its product as uncharacterized. The transcript has a single exon. Bases 15 to 1355 code for a protein of 446 amino acids. Gene Ontology annotation, molecular function: protein binding. NCBI's taxonomy places the organism in Eukaryota, Fungi, Ascomycota, Sordariomycetes, Hypocreales, Nectriaceae. The record is from RefSeq and is a predicted model, not a curated record.
CACAACUCCACGCAAUGACUUCCUCGCCCACAGACCAGCCAGGACCUCUUGUGCGUCUCCCUGCUGAGCUUUUGAAUGCGAUUCUGUCCCAGCUGCCCAACCGCGAUCUGAAGCAUCUUCGGUUAACAUGCGGGUUCCUCCAGGACAGGGCGCACCUCCGCAUCGACCGAGUUUUCAUAUCAGCCAACUCACGAAAUGUUGAAGUGUUCCGCGCCAUUGCGGAUCACGAGACAUUCCGCAUGGGUGUCACCGAGGUCAUCUGGGACGACGCCCGCCUGAAGACCUGGGAACUGGAGGAUCCCGAGCUCGAUGACGACUGGGAUGAGGAUUCGGGUGGAUGCCCGGACUGGUUUGAGAGGACAUGCGAGGCCAACGCUGAGGGGAUGAUAGGCCGUGCUAUCGAUGAGGGAGACCCCAUUGGCGAUAUUGCAAGAGAGAAGCAGCUUGAGGCACAGCUACCAUACAAGGCAUCAUGGGCCUACUACCAGAAGUUGAUACAACAGCAGGACGAAGUGUUGGCGUCUGGCGCCGAUAUUGAUGCCUUUCGGUACGGGCUGGAGCGGUUUCCCUCGCUCAUAAGAGUCACAAUUACACCGGCAACCCAUGGUUUCCUAUUUUCGCCGCUAUAUCAGACGCCCAUGAUUCGGAGCUUCCCCUACGGCUUCAACUACCUUAUCCCACGCAACACCUGGCCUACUAUAGAACAUGACGAGCCGGAGGCACAUCUCUGGAAUGAUGGAGGACCCGGCGACGAGGAGAUGAAAAACCAGUGGCGAGGAUUUCGCGUCAUCACGCGCAUACUAGCACAGGAGCCGCACCAUAACAUUUCGGAAUUUGUUGUUAAUGUUCACCGUCUCAACACGGGGCUGAACUGUCACAUCUUUGACCAACCGAACGAAGAGCAUGACAAUUUCGUCAAAAUCCUUCAACGCCCUGGUUUUCGCCACCUCCAUCUCUCUCUUCUUGUCGGCGGGCUGGAGGAUCAGGGCUGGUCGUCCUAUCGCAACGGUUACUUACAACUUGCCCUGGCCGAGGCAAAAGACCUGGAACAUAUGAGCCUACACACAAAUGUCUGUCGCGACCCAGGCGGCCGCCGUAUAGACCGGCUAAGUAGUAGGCCCAUUGAGGACUUCAUCCCACUGCGCACUAUUUUCCCAAUCGACAAGUGGCCGCGGCUUCAACAUUUGGGUCUCGCGGGCUUCCUGGUAAUGCAGUCCGAUGUGAUGUCCCUACUUUCUGGGCUGCCAUCGACUGUGCGGUCAAUCGAUCUAAGCUUCCUCAAGUUCUUAGAUACCGGCGGCCAUUACAAGGGUCUACUUUGGGAGAUGCGCGACAAGUUGGACUGGCGUUAUUGACCUGUCGAGGAGAGGCCCAAGAUCACCCUCCGUAUUGACUUGUUCGUCCGGAGGCCUGGGAAAUGCAUAUGCCUGAGUCGAGCAGCUGAAGAGGUUAUCUACGGCUAUGGGCGAAAUCCGUUUGGGCAAGAAAACGACGACAGGUCUCCGCAUUUGGUCCGGGAAGCGACAGGGAUUGAAAUAGAUGAAUUUAAUCCUGCCUAUCAACGACCCAAUUCCGGGAUAUAGAAGAUAAAUCAAUGUAUAGUG